Molecule: messenger RNA, 624 nt
Organism: Mesitornis unicolor (brown roatelo)
Lineage: Eukaryota; Metazoa; Chordata; Aves; Mesitornithiformes; Mesitornithidae
Product: UNC119-binding protein C5orf30 homolog
Exons: 1
Coding region: 1-624 (207 amino acids)
Biological process (GO): negative regulation of fibroblast migration; negative regulation of cytokine production involved in inflammatory response
Source: RefSeq, a predicted model, not a curated record
AUGGAAGUUAACAUAAAUGGAGAAUCCAGAACUACCUUAGCCACCCUCCCUCUGCCUCUGGCAGAGGUGAGCCCUGGGGGCAGGAUGGAAGCAGAGAAGCCUCGCUGUUCCAGUACCCCCUGCUCACCAAUACGACGGAUGGUUGCAGGAUAUCAGAUCCUUCACAUGGAUUCUAACUACCUGGUUGGCUUCACGACUGGAGAGGAGCUGCUGAAAUUAGCCCAGAAGUGUACAGGAAGUGAGGAGAAUAAAGGGGAAUCUGGGCUGAACUUGCGGUCCAAACAGUUUGAUUCAGGACUUGCGCGUUCCUCACGUUUGUACAAAACUAGAAGUAGGUACUAUCAGCCAUAUGAGAUCCCAGCAGUAAAUGGUAGGAGGAGGCGGCGGAUGCCCAGCUCAGGGGAUAGAUGCACUAAGGCUUUACCAUAUGAACCUUACAAGGCACUUCACGGUCCUCUGCCUCUUUGCCUUUUGAAAGGAAAAAGGGCUCAUUCAAAAUCACUGGACUACCUCAAUUUAGACAAAAUGAGCAUUAAGGAACCUGCUGACACAGAAGUGCUACAAUACCAGCUACAACACCUUACCCUUAGAGGGGACCGUAUGUUUGCAAGAAAUACCCCAUAA